Fulmarus glacialis (Northern fulmar) is the source of this 4063-nucleotide messenger RNA. RefSeq names its product trinucleotide repeat-containing gene 18 protein-like. The annotation marks the transcript as partial. The record is from RefSeq and is a predicted model, not a curated record. Gene Ontology annotation, molecular function: chromatin binding. The transcript has 13 exons. NCBI's taxonomy places the organism in Eukaryota, Metazoa, Chordata, Aves, Procellariiformes, Procellariidae.
AUUCUAGCUCAGAGGAAGAGGAAGAGGAGGAUGAAGAGGAAGAGGAGGAAGCAGAGGACUACGGGACGGACGGCACCGACAGGCUUUCAUCACCUGCCCUUGAUGAGAGUGGCCUGGGCCUUCUAGCAAGGUUUGCCGCCAGUGCAAUGCCCAGCCCCAUUGUUCCCCCUCCACUUUCCAUCAUCCAGCUGGAGGCCAAGCAGAAGGCGAAGAAGAAGGAGGAGCGGCAGAGCCUGAUGGGGACAGAGUUUGAAUACACCGACUCGGAAAGUGAGAUCAAGAUCAGGAAGAAGUCACCUUCAGGGCUGCUGCGGGGAAAGAAGGGGCCAUUGGAGGCAAGCAGCAUCCCACCAAGCCAGGCCCCCAGCAGCCUCGACUCUGGAUCUGGGAGUGCUGACAAGGCCAAGCUUGGGUCUGAGAAAGGCCGCAAGCUGAAGAAAUUCAAGUCUCCCAAGGACUUGAGCUUUGAGUUUGGGCUAGAGGCCAGCGAUGAUGACCUGUGGAACCGGCGCCGGAGCGAGCGGAUCUUCCUCCACGACGCCACCACGUCCUCAGCCAUGCUGACCCCUACGGCGCCUGCCAGCUCCACUCCUGUCUCCAAGCCUGGGCGCUGUGGCAAGGGGGCACCCAUGAGCCCCAAAAAGGAGGGCAGCAAGGGGAAGGAGAGGAAGGAGCUAAGCAAGCGGAAGAAGGGUAAAGAAACGCCCUGCUGCUCGUCCUCCUCGUCCAUGUCUCCUCCUGGCAUUCCUAGCUCCCCAUCUGAUGUUCGUGUCAGCCUGGCGAAUGCCCUGGGCUCCACCAAGAAGAGCAAAGCUAAGGUGAAAGCCAAGGAGGUGAAAAAAGAGAACCGAGGGAAAGGAGGAGCUGUCAGCAAGCUCAUGGAGAGCAUGGCAGCAGAGGAGGAUUUUGAACCCAACCAAGACAGCAGCUUCUCAGAGGAUGAGAACAUCCCACUGAGCAUGCUGGUCGAGCGACCGCCCACACCAGCUCCCCGCUCCUGCAUAAUUGACAAGGAUGAGCUGAAAGACGGUCUGCGUGUCCUCAUCCCCAUGGAUGACAAGCUGCUCUAUGCUGGGCAUGUCAAGACGGUGCAUUCACCAGACAUAUACCGUGUGGUGGUGGAAGGCGAGAGGGGAAACCGUCCCCACAUUUACUGCCUGGAGCAGCUCUUGCAGGAAGCGAUUAUCGACGUGAAACCACCUUCAGUGCGAUUCCUGCCCGAGGGCACAAGGAUUGCAGCCUACUGGAGCCAGCAGUACCGCUGCCUCUACCCAGGGACAGUUGUCCGAGGAGCCCUGGAUCUGGAGGAAGAUGGCGAUCUCAUCACAGUAGAGUUUGAUGACGGGGACACAGGACGUAUCCCGCUGUCUCACAUUCGGCUUCUCCCACCUGACUACAAGAUCCAGUGUGCUGAGCCUUCCCCGGCCCUUUUGGUGCCCAGCACCAAGCGCCGUAGCCGUAAAUCCAGCAAAGACACUGGAGAAGGAAAAGAGGGACCUACACUGGGGUCAGAGGAGCCUGUGUCAAAGGGCAAAGGGCGAGGGAGAAAGCCAAGCGUCAAGGCAAAAGCUGAAGAGGCUCCCUUGCCAGAAGAGAAGGAUCAGGUUGAGUCUUCACCUGUUGCCUCUUCAGUCCCAGAGAAGCCAGCCUGCUUGGGCAAGCCAAGCAUGAAGGGGUCGAGAAAAUCACAACCGCUGCCGACUGGAGGCUCUCCGGCCCCCGCAGAGGAAAAGCGGUCAAAAGCCAGCAAAAUGAAGAUCUCCACUAAGCUGCAUAGCCCGCCGCAACCCGCUUACCAGCCUGCUGUGUUUGGCAGCAUCCUCGGCACGGAGCCCUACAGUGACCUCCCGGGGACACUGGCGGCCUUCGGCUCCAGCGAUGCUUCAGCAUCGAAAGCCAAGGCGAAGAAAGGGCGGCCUGCAGAAGAGACGCAGGAAUUUGGCACCAUGGUCAAGGCUCAGAGGAAGCAUGACAACGAAAUCCUGAUCAAGCUGGACCAUGAGGGUGUGAUGUCUCCAAAGACAAAGAAGAUGAAAGAGGCUAUGAGGAUGCUGGAGGACUCAAACCUGGCCAGUCGCAGAGACGGCAAGAGUCUCUUGGGGCUGGGCUAUUCCCCUGCAGUGGGUGCAGAGGGCAAGCAGAAAUCUUCCCGAGCCAAAGCAGCUGAGGGAGACCCUUCCCCUGCCAGCUUUGGAGGAAAGUUCGAUGGCUCAGCAGAGAGCCUCACUGCUUCAAAGGACCAGGAAGAAAAGGCAGCAGCUCCGGCAGCCGUGGAGGAGUCAGAGAGCAACAGCAGUGACAGUAGCUCGGAGUCAGAGGGAGAAGAGGAGGCUGAGAAGAACCGAGGGGAAGCCCAGGACAGCAGCUCGGCCAGCUCAAGAGCAUCCACCCCUCUCUCUUCCUCCAACUCCUCCUCCUCUUCCUCUUCUAGCAGCAGCUCUUCUUCAUCCUCCUCUUCCUCCUCUUCCUCAGCCUCAUCAACCUCUUCUUCAUCAAGCUCCAGCUCUUCUUCCUCCUCCACUACGGAUGAAGACUCCUCCUGUAGUUCUGAUGACGAAGUAGCUGAGGCCCAGCCAAGUUCCUCGGUGCAGCAAACCCUCCCACCCAAGCAAACCAAGCAGGCAGGGAAAUCCCGUGCGUCCUCACACCCCCAGAACCAGAAACAGCCGGCGCAGCAGCCGGUGCAACAGCCGGCACCGCAGCAGAGCGGCAACAAGAGCAGGCCCAAGAAGCGCGAGGGCAUCCACCUGCCCACCACCAAGGAGCUGGCCAAGCGCCAGCGACUGCCGUCGGUGGAGAACAGGCCCAAGAUUGCUGCUUUCCUCCCUGCACGGCAGCUGUGGAAGUGGUUUGGGAAACCCACACAGAGACGAGGAAUGAAAGGGAAGGCCAGGAAGCUCUUCUACAAGGCCAUUGUCCGGGGCAAGGAGAUAAUCCGCAUCGGAGACUGUGCGGUCUUCCUCUCAGCCGGCCGCCCCAACCUGCCCUACAUUGGCCGGAUCCAGAGCAUGUGGGAGUCGUGGGGGAACAACAUGGUGGUCCGAGUCAAAUGGUUUUAUCACCCAGAAGAAACCAACCCCGGGAAGAAACUCAAUGAAGGCAAGCGCUGGGAUCAGAAAUCAGGCAGGAGUCUGUCCACAGCUUUGCAGGCAUCCAACCAGAGGAAGGACUUUAUGGAGCGAGCCCUCUACCAGUCCUCUCACGUGGAUGAAAACGAUGUCCAGACCAUCUCACACAAGUGUCUUGUUGUUGGUCUGGAUCAAUAUGAGCAGAUGCUAAAGACGAAGAAAUACCAAGACAGUGAGGACCUCUACUACCUUGCAGGGACCUACGAGCCCACUACGGGCAUGAUCUUCAACACGGACGGGGUCCCUGUCAUCUGCUGACCGCCCAGGGGACACGUGCCACCCCCUGGGAAGGGAAGGGACAAACCUGAGGACGUGCCUGUUCAGACGACAUGAUUGUUUCUUUCAAUGCUCAUGACUUCUGUGUCACACUACAGACAGGAGAGCGCGAGAGACACAAGGAGGAAGGAGAGGGCUGAAGAAAGGGGUUGGGGAAGCAGUUACAGGACUUGAGGAAGAUGCCGUUGGGUGGUUGUGAUGGUGGUGGUGCUUGAACCCCAAGGCUCUUCUGGAAGUGGCUUUAAGUAAGGUGACACUUGACCAACUUCUCCCUUCCUCCUUUUGGUCCAGGAAAGCACAUGGGUCUCGUGAUCAUUUCACCAGCGGGACCCCCCCGGCAGGAGGGAUCCCUUUUGUGUCAUUUGCCCCCAUCAGUAACUCGGAAGCCGCCUGUACGUGGAAGGACAGCCAGUAGCCGCCUGCGUACGCUCCUCUCCGUCCUUAUAUUCCUUUCUUGCUUAGUUUCGCAUGACCCUUUAGGAAGGACAGGGUGAAAGAGAAAGGAGAUGAGUCUCUCUCAGCGCCUCGUCUCGAUCCUCUCAGCGCCUUUUUGCGGCUCCCUUUCCCUGGAGGCCCCCGGCUGGCAGUGUGCAGCACAAAGGGGCAGAGCUCACCCCAGCACGAAGAUGGCAGAAGAGGUCCUCUGGGCUGGGAGGAGC